Molecule: messenger RNA, 381 nt
Organism: Prunus armeniaca (apricot)
Lineage: Eukaryota; Viridiplantae; Streptophyta; Magnoliopsida; Rosales; Rosaceae
Source: the annotation of a GenBank genome assembly
AUGACCGGGCCGCCGUCCUCUUCCUACCCCAGCCAGGUCUCGCCGUCAGCCGUCGAGAUUUCGCCGGAAAACGAGAGAAAAGCUCGGUUUUCGCACGAAACUUCGCCGGCUUCGUUCUCCGUCGUCCGGCCACCGAUUCCGGCAAGUGAGCGUAGGCAACUCGAUUUACGAAUUGGGUUUCGGCCGGAUUUCGGGAUGAGAUUCCGGCCACUUCCGGUCAGAUUUUGGGGUACGUCCAAGAACAAAAGUGACUCCAAAUUAGGUGUUUUACCUAGGGUAGGAGUCUUGAGCCGUGAAUUGUGGUUUUUCCGGCGAUGCGAUAUCGCUUUGGACACCCACGCGCUGCCGGCGCGUGUGGCGGCGCGUGGGCACUGUAGCUGA